Molecule: messenger RNA, 642 nt
Organism: Brenthis ino (lesser marbled fritillary)
Lineage: Eukaryota; Metazoa; Arthropoda; Insecta; Lepidoptera; Nymphalidae
Source: the annotation of a GenBank genome assembly
AUGUCUGAAUCAUAUGAAUACUUAUUUAAGUUUUUAGUAAUUGGGAGUGCUGGUACUGGAAAAUCAAGUCUCCUCAACAAUUUUAUUGGAAACAAAUUUAAAGAAGAUCGAUGUCAUACUAUUGGAGUGGAGUUUGGAUCCAAGAUUAUAAAUAUUGGAGGUAAAUCAACAAAGUUACAAAUAUGGGAUACUGCUGGACAAGAGAGAUUUCGCUCUGUCACACGUUCAUACUAUAGGGGAGCUGCUGGAGCUCUUCUUGUAUAUGAUAUUACCUCGCGGGAUUCAUUUAAUGCACUUUCAAACUGGCUAAGAGAUGCUCGCACUCUUGCAAGUCCCAAUAUUGUUAUAUUACUUGUUGGAAAUAAAAAAGAUUUGGAAGAGUCUAGAGAAGUAACUUUUACAGAAGCUAGUCAAUUCGCCCAAGAAAAUGAAUUGAUGUUUUUAGAAACUAGUGCUAAGAGUGGAGAAAAUGUUGAAGAAGCAUUUUUAAAGUGCUCUAAAACAAUUCUGGCUAAGAUAGAAACUGGAGAGUUAGAUCCUGAAAGAAUAGGUUCUGGUAUACAGUAUGGUACAGGUACAUCAAAGAGAUUAUCAGCACCAAAGAAACCUGUGAGAGCACCAUCGGACUGUGUUUGCCAUGUU